Molecule: messenger RNA, 2790 nt
Organism: Paramecium octaurelia
Lineage: Eukaryota; Ciliophora; Oligohymenophorea; Peniculida; Parameciidae
Source: the annotation of a GenBank genome assembly
AUGCUCACCAAUCCUAAUCCUAAUGAUCAAUUAGAAAAUUAUAAAUUGUCAUUAUAUAAGGAAAUAUAAUGCAAUCUGAAGAGGUCUUAAUUUUUAAAGAAAAAAGAUGUAAUUAGUAGAUUAACAAAAAUAGAAUAAAAGGGUAGAAAAUUUUCUAAAUGUAUAACAGAUUUUUGACAAUGGGCCCAGAUUAGCCAUUAUUAAACCAUCCUUGACUAAGGAAGAAUCAAAUCCAACCAUGGGUGGCGAUGGAUCAACUGCUAGUUCUUAUAGCAGAGAUUUAAGAGAAAAUAUGAGCAGAGAGUCGAUCAUAAAAUGUUAUCCAGGUUUAGCUAUCUAAAUUCUGGAUGCAAUUUCAGCAUUAUCUGAUAAUUAAUAGAGAGGUAAAGUAAUCAAACAUUUUCUUUCCAUUUCCACCACAUAUUACAAAUACGAAAGAAUGAGAUUCAUUGAACAAUUUCUCCCUAAAGACCUCAUUUAAUAUCUUAAAACCAAUUACUCGCUUGAUAUUUUUAAAUAAUUGAACGAUUCCUACAAAAUGGUACUUAUAAUCAUAAAACCUAGCAAUUAGAUCAAUCAAUUUCGAAUGUUUUGUUUUUUGAGGCUGGAAUUGAAACAGAUAUCAAACCUCUUUACAACUCUUCAUUCUUAGCUUCUUAACUGUUGUUUAUGUACUCUUCAAAUUAUUAUAGUAAGUUUAUUUAUUCUAUUUAGAGAAAAUUAUCCAAAAUAGAGAAUGAUAUUUUUAAAUUUUACUGGCAUCUAGAAUAAUGAUGCCGAGCUUCACCAAUAGUUCUCUAAGGAAGAGUGUCUCUACAUUUCAUUAUAAAGAAAAAACACCAGAAAUAUUCAAAAUUCAACUCAAAUGUUGAGUUAAAAUGAAACUAACUUUAAGAUCAUAUACCUUGAAGAAAAUCAGUAGGAAUUAACGUGGUAAUAAUUUAGAAUUAUUUACAAAUACUAAAUCAAAAAGAAUAUCAAAAGUUUUAAAUCAAAUUUAUUCAUUCUAUCAAUUGCGAAACAACUUGACUGCGUAAUUUUUUAUAGUAUCAUAGUAAAGUUACUUCAAAUUUUCUGAGGAUUGCAUAAUCAAGAUGAUAUCAAGGUUCUCAAUACUAGCCAAAGAUAAAUUGAUAAUACAUUCCUAUAUUAGCAAAGGUUUAUCUCAAAAUCAAAAUUAAAAGGCUUAAACUGCAGAAUUAAUAACUUACAUCAAUAGUUUAGAAUAAGGUAUUUUGUCUCAAGACAUAUUUCUGAAUCAAGACAAGUUUGAGAUGUAAACAGACAGCACACAAUUAAGAUAUUUUGAUAAUUGGGUUGAAAAAUUAAUCCAAGGAAAUAUUAAAAUUUUGAAGCCAGAAUAGCAAGAAUUAUUUCAAAGAGAAAGGAGAAAUUUAAUGCUUGACUCCAAAAAUCAAUUAGUCGAAGAUCUACCCGCCAUUAAACUUGGAGUUUAUAUUUUUAAAGAUAACGAAUAAUGUUAGUUGGAUCAGAUUAUUUACUUAACUCAUGAUAAUCAGAAUCUCUAGUUUUUCACUAACUCCAUAUUAUAUGUAGAUUAUAUUGGAAAGUAAAUCGUCUUGUUGCAAUAUGAGGAGCCGACGUAUUAUGUAUAUCAUACAAAAUUUAAUGACAAUAAUUUAUAUAAUUGGAUACCAUAGGAUUAAAAUUGGUAAAUUUGAUUAUAAUUAUAAAUUAGUUAAAGGAUAAACUUGUCAGAACUAUUAGAAGAUUAAGAUAACUUGGAUGAAUCAAUUAUUUUCAACUCUUCAUUAAUCGUAAAAGAUGAGAAAGCUUAUAUUAUUUAUAACAAGGACGCUUCUAAAAUCUUUAUGAUUGAGUUGAAUAAUUCUUCUGCAGUUGUUUUGAGAAGAAGGGAUUUGAGAAGCGAGAGAAUAAAAUUUAAUCCUUAAGAAAAGUCUUAGAGAAUAAUUCAUUAAAGUUAGGCGAAGGUUGAGAAAAUAGUUUAGAAUAGAAGAAAGCCUACUAUUGUUUCAUACCCUUGUGUUGAAGGAUUUGAUUUUAUAAUUUUCGGAGGAGAAUUUGUUAAGUAUCAAUAUGUUGAAAUAUUUAAGUUCCAAUUAGUUUUGUAAUCUUGUAGAAUUGAUAUAAGUUGAAAGUGAUGGUUUUUCUUCAGUGACUAUUCCUAAAGAUAUGCUAUUUCACAAAUGUGGUUAUUACAUCCCUUGGCCAAACAUGAUAGUUUUAGUAAAUUCUACAUCGCCGAAAUAAUAUGUACUAUUGCCUGGUGAUUAUAAUAACAAGAUUUAUUGUUAUAAUUAAGUCAUCAAUAAGGAGCAUCAAGAAAAAGCAAUAUUAAUGACGUAAGGUAAAGAUAAUUUACAAUUCUAAAUUGACUAUUUGAAGAUUGAGUAUCAGGUUAAGUAGGUUGAAAUAAAUAAUUAGUAGAUUGAGUUGGAUGAAUAAAAUAUCAAAAAAAGAAAACCGAUUCCUAUUUAAUAUUUUUCAGGAAAUUAAACUAAUAUUAAGAGUGAGGAAUCAUAUUGGCGCAUUGCUAUCACCAUGUUAGAGACUGCUUAAUCCAAAAUUAUUUAGCUAUUUGUAUUGGCUGAAAUUAAGAUUGAGAUUGAAGGUUAAAGAAAGCAAUUAAUAAUUACAUAAUCAAUGGAAGAAAUUGUUUGCCAUGGAAUUACAUAAUAAAAAAAAAAUUUCGCUUUUGAUUAAUAAAAUAUAAAAAUAUUGUAAUCCAAUGAUAGUUAAAUCUCGCCUAAUUAGGAAGAAUACUAAAGUAAUAAGGAUGAUAAAAGUACGAAAUCCUAAUUCAAUUGA